Botrytis porri is the source of this 1728-nucleotide messenger RNA. RefSeq lists its product as uncharacterized. The transcript has 5 exons. The record is from RefSeq and is a predicted model, not a curated record. NCBI's taxonomy places the organism in Eukaryota, Fungi, Ascomycota, Leotiomycetes, Helotiales, Sclerotiniaceae. The coding region runs from base 1 to 1728 and encodes 575 amino acids.
AUGAGUUCCUUGAAAAUUAUUCCUUACAAUUAUGUACCAAAAAAGCCGACCAAAGAACGCAAAUCACAGGUUGAGAAAUCAAAAAAACACGAAGUUCACAUUAUAACUCAUAAGUUGAACGAAGAGGCUAGUCUUAAUCGUCUAAAAGCAGGAAGUGAUAUCCUCAGUCCCCAGGUUCCCAGAUCUAUAGAUAGGGGUAACACCAGUACAAUAACAAACUCUGAACACCCUGAGUAUAUUGAAUAUGAAAAUCAUGAUUUUGAUAUUGGUUCCUGUAUUGAGAAUCUUGAAUCUGUCUGCGAAGAAUGGAAUCGCAUCAAUGAAACGCAAAACAUAACGUUUUCAACCAUAGCCGAGAAUGAUAAUCUCAAUACUUCCCAAGAAACUACAAGAGUUCUCAAUCAUCUAACGAAUCCUGUCAUCGAUUUUGCGGCAGAGAAAGGUUCAUCAGCAACCCCAGAGCCUGCCCAGGCUGAUAAUCCUGCGAUUAGUGCUGUCAAUUCACCAGAAUUAAGACAGGAAAAACCGUGUAAUCCCUUAAAUCACCUAGAGUCGCCUACUUCAGCCCCGCCCCUUAUGUAUUCUGAUACUGAUCGAACACUCGCUUCUAGUCUUUUGCAAGACAACGUCGAUCAUUCCGUCAAGUCCACCAACGAUAAAGCUGUACAAAUUGAUCGCAAUAUCGUCACUACUACUGAUCUAAGUAAUAUUGACGAUAAUGAUCUUGAGUUCUCUUACUCUCCUUCAUGGUAUCGAUUUGGACCAAUGACAAGUGAUUCUUUUCAAGAUUCAAAUUAUGUUGCACAAAUUUCGGAUGCUAGCUGUGGCCGUGAAUUCUACAACAUCAUCGGGAGAGAAGAUAUUGAUGGUGAGGUGCACUAUCUGGUAGAUUGGACACCGACUUUAGUUCGAGGUGAAGUAUUGAAAAGGGCCAAAGCUCAACUACUCAUCGAUCGGUUUGAAUCUCGAUGCCAAUCUCAAGCUCAAGUCGGUCUUAGAUUUGUGUAUGAUAAUCUGAACCACCGUCAAGAUUGCAAUAAAGAUUUGCCAGAGAAGCAACAGCAUAAAGAGAUAGAGAUAACAACAGAAAAUAAAAGAAACCAAUGUUCUAAGAACAAGUCGGAACAAGAGCGAUGGGAAAAUGGAGAUAUCAUUAGCACAGAUUAUUCGGAGAGCAGCACCUCUGAUUUGAGCGAUGACGACGACAAUUUCCGACCCGCGAAACAGCGAAAACUUUCCCCAAUAUCUGCCGAUCACAAGUCAACACUGCCUCAUCAACGCAACAUAAAGCAUCGCCUCAGACAGAGGUUUAGCCUUGCACCAUCUUCAAUUGAGCCACUUGAGAGAGAUAGGGUACAGUCUAAGACCAGUAAGAGAUGUCUAUCGACACCUAUCGAAAAUAGCCACAGCUAUCUCCCUAAUCUUUCAAAGUCAUCUGGAAUUACUCCCAACAGUAUAAUACCUACAGGUAUGCCAAUAUCUCGCAAUACCGUUACAAAUCUCAACGUAAAGAAAGCGGAAUCCUCGAAAACCUGCAGUGUUGUCAUAUAUUCCAAAGUGCAGGCACCAAUAUCGCGAAAAAAUUCGUCUCGAUGGACAUCAAGUGAAAACAUGAAAAUUCUCAACAUGAAAAAGCGUGGCCGUUCGUGGGAGGAAAUUCACACCGCUCUUCCAAACCGAACUCAGGGUGCAAUCCAGGUGCACUACUCUACAAAACUCAAAAACUGA